Molecule: messenger RNA, 720 nt
Organism: Dalotia coriaria
Lineage: Eukaryota; Metazoa; Arthropoda; Insecta; Coleoptera; Staphylinidae
Product: 26S proteasome non-ATPase regulatory subunit 9
Exons: 4
Coding region: 35-673 (212 amino acids)
Biological process (GO): proteasome regulatory particle assembly
Cellular component (GO): nucleus; cytoplasm
Molecular function (GO): protein binding
Source: RefSeq, a predicted model, not a curated record
CAUCCAUCCAUUGAUUUACAAAUAAAUUACAAUCAUGAACGAGUCUUCUCGUAAAACUGUUCGUGGAGAAGUUCUUAAACUUAUCGAGCAGAAGGAACAGUUAGAAAAUGAGAUUAAAGAAUUACAGAAUAUUUUAACCAAGAAUAAUGUUGGAAUGGAUGAACCUUUGGUGGAUAAUGAAGGGUUUCCACUUGCAUCUGUUGAUGUCUAUCAAGUCCGACAUGCAAGGCAGUUGAUAAUUUGCAAACAAAAUGAUUAUAAGGCAAUAAUGAAGCAAAUUGAGCAAGGCAUUGCACAGUAUUAUGAUAGUCCACCUAUGGAUACAUCAGAUCUCUUAGCUGCAGCACUUGAAGAGAUGCAAGCCAAUGUAAAUCAAGUUAAACAUGAAGAACCUGUAGAACAUGUGCAACCAUUUGCAUCUGUGAAUAUUGUUCAUGAAGGAUCUCCUGCUGAUGCUGCUGGCAUUAAACAGGGGGACACUAUUGUUGAGUUUGGUUCGAUAAAUUCAACAAAUUUCAGAGGCAUUGAAGACAUUGGAUCAGUUGUGCGUCAUUCGCAUGGCAACGCAAUUAUUGUUAAAUUGAAGAGAGGAGAUCGCUUCCUGCGUGUUCAAUUAUUGCCUCGGGAAUGGAAUGGUAGAGGAUUACUUGGAUGCAAUGUUUUGGCAUUAUAAAUUAUUAAUAUUUCUUUUGUGAAAUAAAAUAUAUUUCUUUUUGUAAA